Messenger RNA from Anolis carolinensis (green anole), 966 nucleotides. It is a transcript of the gene upk3bl2, whose product is annotated as uroplakin 3B like 2. The record is from RefSeq and is a predicted model, not a curated record. Bases 100 to 855 code for a protein of 251 amino acids. Gene Ontology annotation, cellular component: membrane. NCBI's taxonomy places the organism in Eukaryota, Metazoa, Chordata, Lepidosauria, Squamata, Anolidae. The transcript is spliced from 5 exons.
GUCGGGAAGCGGGCGAGCCCCGAGGGAGGGCGGGGUUGGCGGGGAACAGUUUUCCUCGGCACCCCAUUCGGACGGGACGCAGGCAACGCGGGCGCAGGGAUGGCGGGAGUCUCCGUGCUCCUCUUGCUGGGCCUGGCGCUCACGCCCGCGGCUGAGAUAGUGUCCGUGAACUACACCCCACGCCUGGCUUCUGAGAAUCUGGGAGGGAAGGUCACCGCCUCGACCUUCACCCUGGACCAGCCGCGCUGCGUUUUCAAUGACGUGGUCAAUGCCACGGACGGGAUCUGGCUGCUGGUUGCCCGCAGCGACGCCGCCAGGAACUUCACCCGGCCGGGCUCCCCAAGCGAGCUGCCCUUCCAGGACCUGGAGAAGAACGGCUUGUACCUGACGCUGAACACGGCCCCGGCCAGCUACCCGUGCCCGGAGCCGGGCGCAGCAGGGGGGCCGCUGACCGUCCUGCGGGUGGGCAACGAAGUCCAGUGCGCCUCCAACCGUGCGAGGCCAGACUGCAACGGGCCGCUGCCCAGACCGGGGCCCUACCGGGUCAAGUUCCUGGCCAUCAACCCCGACGGGGUGACGGCGGAGUCGGAGUGGUCGGAGGAGAUCGCCCUGGUCCAAGCGCAGAGCCCGGAAACCAUUGACGUGUCUCCGGGGCGGAGGAGCGCCUCGGCCAUCGCCAUCGCCUCCCUCCUCUCCAUCCUCUGCGCCGUCUUGCUGGCCGCCCUGAUCGCCGCCCUGGUCUACAAAUACACCGACGCCUGCGGCAAGCAAGGCGUGGUCACCCUCCGGGACCCGGCCACCAUCACGCGCUACACCACGCACCACAUCUACGACCAGCCGGGACAGAAGCUGUGAGGCACGUCUCGUCGCGGAGCGUCCGGGGAGCUUUGGCCGUCCCUGCGCUGUUUGGCAAAAAGGCUUCUGUUUGCAUUCAAUAAACACCCAAGUGGUUCAGAGCACAAGGUU